AUGCCGUGCCGUCUUACAGUCCAGCGGCCUACGCCGACGACCGUCAGCUUUACCGUUUCGAAUGCGACGCGGCGAUCCAGUUCCCCCGCGAAGAUCCUCUUUGGUCUUCAGAUCCUGCUGCGAGCAUUGCUCUUUUGCUGUGUGAUCGUAGUAGGGAUCACACGGCUACGACGCCAUUUCUUCGACAAGGGAAGCUUGUUUAUCAUUUCAUGGGAAGAUGUAUGGUCAAGCACUCUCGGAUCGCAUGUCUGCCGCAAGGUGGACUCAUACAACCCCUGGGUGAUUGCUGUCGUCAGCGCCUUGGUGUUAUACGGAGUCUUCAAGAGGGGCUACACUGAGGAAUCGCUUCUGGUCAUUCGUGGCUUUGGAAUCCAGACUUCCACAUCCUCCUCUACCUAUCUCUCUACAGCUGCGACACGAUUUAUUCCUACGACGCAGAUUCAGGACAUUGUGAUCCACGAGGCCUUCAAAGGAUUCGAGGUCCGGUUUUAUCUGGCCGUCAUUGUGGAGGGGGAGCCCGGUGUCUUGGUGGUCUUUCCUAAAAUGCUGCCCAAACGAGAAAUUUUGGAGGAAGUGUGGAGAGGCUCUCGCCGCUGUCUUUACGAUGCGAAGUCAUGA
This is a messenger RNA of Penicillium daleae, 618 nucleotides long. RefSeq names its product PIG-H family GPI synthesis protein. Gene Ontology annotation, cellular component: glycosylphosphatidylinositol-N-acetylglucosaminyltransferase (GPI-GnT) complex. Gene Ontology annotation, biological process: GPI anchor biosynthetic process. The transcript has 3 exons. The record is from RefSeq and is a predicted model, not a curated record. Bases 1 to 618 code for a protein of 205 amino acids. Lineage: Eukaryota; Fungi; Ascomycota; Eurotiomycetes; Eurotiales; Aspergillaceae.